This is a messenger RNA of Aspergillus candidus, 1819 nucleotides long. RefSeq names its product Y-family DNA polymerase. The record is from RefSeq and is a predicted model, not a curated record. Gene Ontology annotation, molecular function: damaged DNA binding; DNA-directed DNA polymerase activity. Gene Ontology annotation, biological process: error-prone translesion synthesis. The transcript has a single exon. NCBI's taxonomy places the organism in Eukaryota, Fungi, Ascomycota, Eurotiomycetes, Eurotiales, Aspergillaceae. The coding region runs from base 20 to 1819 and encodes 599 amino acids. Gene Ontology annotation, cellular component: nucleus.
UGUAUAUACUGCUCUCCGGAUGGAGCCAUCCGAGGAGUCCAAAAGCGAGAUCCCGGAAAAGCCGGAAGAUGAGAAUGCGGACGACUACAAAACGCUGAAAUACCACCUGCUGGGCCCGUCGCUCACCAAAGCCGGUCAGGAUGCCGUCGAUCAGCAGAAGGUUUCGGAGAUUAUCUACAAUGCGUCUAAGGGGUCCAAGUUCUUCAACCAUGAGCAGGACCGCGACCGGAUCUUGACGGACAAGAUUUCGCGCAUUCUGAAAGAGAAAGCCCGCUUCGAGAAGCAGGAUCUGACCCACGACCGGCGUAAAGCAGACCAGCUCCUCGCCGAGCUGGAGCUCACUCGCGACCUCUCCCAGUAUGUCGUCCACGUCGACUGCGACGCGUUCUUCGCUGCCGUCGAGGAGCUCGACCGCCCGGAGCUCAAACAUGUCCCGUUCGCGGUAGGCAAGGGCGUGCUCACGACGUGCAACUACGAGGCGCGCAAGUUCGGCUGCCGCAGCGGCAUGGCGUCCUUCGUGGCGAUGAAGCUCUGUCCGCAGCUGGUGUGUCUGCCUCAAAAUCACGAGAAGUAUUCCGCCAAGGCGGCGGAGAUCCGCGCUGUGUUUGCGCAGUAUGAUCCGCUGUUUGAGAGCGCUAGUAUCGACGAGGCGUACCUAAAUAUUACGUCUUACUGUGCGGAGAAUGGGCGUGGUCCCGAGGAGGUUGUUGAGCGCAUGCGCGCUGAGGUCCUGGAACAGACGAAGAUCUCUGUGUCGGCUGGUAUUGCUGCUAAUGGGAAGAUUGCUAAAAUCUGCUCGAACCGCAAUAAGCCAAACGGCCAGUUUCGGGUCCCGAACGAGCGUGACGCAAUCAUGGAGUUCAUGCGCGAACUGCCUGUGCGCAAGGUGAACGGUGUUGGUCGGGUGUUUGAGCGAGAGCUCGACGCGAUCGGGAUCAAGACCUGUGGAGAUAUUUAUCCCCAUCGGGCGUUGCUGGCCAAGCUGUUCGGGGAAAAGGCGUUUUACUUCCUGGCGCAAUGCUACCUGGGUCUGGGGCGGACGAAAAUCCAGCCCGUCGAGAACUACGAGCGCAAGAGCGUCGGCACGGAAACCACGUUUCACGAGAUCGGGAACAAACAGGAAUUCCGGGAUAAGCUCUGGAUGAUCGCGCAGGAGCUGGAGAAGGACCUGGCCCGCACGCAGUUCAAGGGUCGGACGCUGGUUCUCAAGGUUAAACUCGCUACGUUCGAGGUGCUGUCCCGACAGUGCCAGCCCUCGCGGGCCGUGUUCCACGCCAAAGACCUCUACACGUUCUCCCUGCCCAUGCUGGAAAAGCUGGAGCGGGAGAUGCCGAACCUGAAGCUGCGACUGCUGGGGCUGCGCUGUACGAACCUGGUGAGCACGAAGAAAGUCGGCAUCGACUUUUUCGGCACGAUCCGGCCCAAGCCCCCCGUCGACGCCGCGGUCGACCCCCCAGGCGACCAGGAGAUCGGCGCCGAAGAGGCGUUCGAACGAGCCGCCCGGCAGGAACUCCAAGCCGACCUGGACGACCUCGAACAACUCAGCCAGGAGGUGUCCGAACCCGCCGUGGCCCAACCCGAGGAGCCCGCCCCGGUCUACUGGGACUGUCCCGUGUGCGACAGACCGCAGCUGGCGGACGACAAGGUCUUCAACGACCACGUCGACCACUGCCUGUCGAAGCAGACCAUCAAAGAGGCUGUCCAGGGGGCGUCACAGGACCCAACCCCAACCCCGACCCCGGGGCCGUCCAAACCGCGGAAGCGAAAACCGACGUCUCAUGAAACUCCGGACCCACGGCAGAAACGGCUAUUUUUCUGA